CUGGCAUCUUCACCAACUCUCUCUCUUUUGAGAUUCUGUCUCUCGUGGUCAGUCAUGUCCGGAUCUCCGAAACGACAAUGAACGCUGCUGCCUUUGUACCCUCGCCGGACCAGGCCUCGCCCGAUGUCCGGCAUGCCCGCUCACGAUCUGAGAUCGAAGACGGUCAUCCUGUUGGCCUUGAGCAUCGAACGCGCCUUAACUCUAAUCAAUCCCUCGAUAGACCUAGCUUCAAGCAUCGCCGUGUUCAUGGCAAGGCCCUUGAUCUCGGUCUUCAGUCUGCCAUUCCGGAGGAGGGAUCGACCUCGCCGCCGACGUCUCAGAGCCCAUCUUCGGCCUCGCGUCCGGAUCUAGACAUGAUGCAUCCGACCGUGUUCAGGGCCGCCCAUAAACUGAGCUCCAUCAAUUGGAUCGGGAGCUCGCCCAUGUUCGGCCACAUGCCCGACCUCCAGGACCACAUGGACAGCCAGCCGGACAUCUCGUCUGCCAUCCCAAAUGGCACUUUUAAUUCUUCGUCGUUGCUGCCGCUGAAUAACAGUCCCCUGGCGCUGCUAGACAUCAACAGCGCAUACCAUGCCGGGAGUCCGGCGAGUGCCAACCAGGGGAAGAAGCGGCAGGGCUACUACUACGUCGACGGCGGCGGUGCGAGGCUUCCGAGGGUCAAGAAGCGGAGGCUGAAUGUCGAUGCGUUCGAGUAUCCGCCGCUGGACAUCCAGUCGCCCGGUGACUUCUACUUUGCUAUUCCGCACAUUCCUGAGUCGUCGUCUGCGAAACCCAGGGUCGACUUUGUCACUUAUACUGCCAUAACCGCGGCUUUUCGAGACCAUUGCAUCCACAACACCUUGCUCCAGCCGUGCUUCGAGGACACGCCUUUCAUACCGCUGAAUACGAUGAAUCAUCUGAUUGACCUCUACAUUGCCCACAUGCACCCACUACUGCCCUUUCUGCACCUGUCUUCCAUGGACCUGAAUCAGUGCUCGUGGGUUCUCGCCCUCGCCGUCGCCACGUUCGGCACUCACUUCCUCAACGACCCGCAGUCCCGCAACCUGAACAUCGCCAUGCAGGAGUUCCUCCGCCGGGUCCUCCUGACCACGCACGCAAACCUCGACAAGACAUCACAGUCCAAGUUCGAAGAGCUCUGGCUGGCCCAAGCAAGCCUGCUCUCCUGCCUCGGCGGCUUCUUCUCCGGCAACGCCAGGCUGCAUCGCAACGCAUACAACGCCCGCUCCGCUCUGUGCGCAUUCUGCAUCGAGUCCUGGGCUCUGCCAGACUACAUCGAGGAGGACCGCCCCGAGGGCCACGACGACUCCAUCUGGCUGAGCUGGUGCUUCAACGAGUCCGUCCGCCGCACCGGCUACGCAAUCUGGCUCCUCGACAGCAUGCUCGCCUACGAAAUGGACUACUCCCCUCUCCUCAGCCUCGCUCACGCCAAAGUCCCCCUCCCCUGCCCCGAAAUCAUGUUCGACGCCCGCAACCCAAGGGAAUGGCUCACCCUCUCCAGACUCGCCACCCCGAUGCCCUCCCUCAUCGUCGCCUGCGAACUCCUCUACACCAAAAAACACAUCAACAUCAUCACAGGCGAGUACUCCCGCGUCCUCCUCAUCCACGCCAUCUUCCAGCGCACCUGGGACAUCGAGCGCUACAUCCGCCAGCCCCUCAGCCACCUCGUCCCCAUCUCCUCCAUCUCCUCCUCCUCCCCCUCUUCCUCCUCCGCAGCCGCCACCCGCUCUGCAAUCCCAACCACCACCUCCUCCCCCUCCACAACCCCCCCCAGCAUCCUCCCCAGCGCCUCCCUCCACUCCGCCUGGCUCAACGCCGCCUGCGCCGCCCUCAACGUCCUCCACUGGGGCGCAAACGCCUGCGUCGCCGCCCAGUCCGGCACCGAACACCCCACCAUCCUCCACCUCCACCUCGCCCACAUCGCCCUCCUCGCCCCGCUGCCCCACCUCGCCCGCCUCGCCUACCACAUCGCCGGCAUCACCCCCUUUCGCUGCCCCGCCGACGAAGAGCACGCCAGAGCUGUCGUGUUGGACUGGAUCCGCGGCGAGGACGCGCAGGAUAGAGCCCGGCUGGCGGUUAUUCGUGCGGGGGGCAUCUUCUGGCAUGUUCGGCGGUAUUCGUCGUCCGGGUUUUAUGAGCCGGCUGCGGUGUUUCAUGCUACGCUUGUGUUGUGGGCUUAUAGUUUCUUCGCGAGGCCUGCGCACUACCAUCACCACCACCCCUCUCAUCCAUCUCACCACCCCGCACACCCCGUGCAAUCGCCCUCCUCAGACACAGAGGAAUCAGAAGUAAUUAAUCUGGAUCGUCCGCUGGACGAUGAGCUGGCGAGUGCGUUUGUGAGGCGUGGCGCGCGGAUGAGGGCGUAUUUAACUGGGGUGGGCGGUUUGGCGGAUGAGGGUAGUGCCGCGAGGGUUGUGAGGAGGGGGGCCGGGUUGUAUAACUAUAGGAGAAGAGAAGAGAGGAGAAGAGAGGAAAGGGAAGGGAAUGUAAUGAUAUAGUAUGGAAUGGAGUAGCACAUAUGGUAUGGCACGGAAUGAAUGGCACGUAUGGCAUGGUAUGGCAUAUAUGGCAUAUACUCCACCUAUGCCUAAACCAUACAACACAAACACAGCAGUUAUAAGCACGGC
Pseudovirgaria hyperparasitica is the source of this 2624-nucleotide messenger RNA. RefSeq lists its product as uncharacterized. Gene Ontology annotation, cellular component: chromatin. Gene Ontology annotation, biological process: regulation of transcription by RNA polymerase II; DNA-templated transcription. Lineage: Eukaryota; Fungi; Ascomycota; Dothideomycetes; Acrospermales; Acrospermaceae. Gene Ontology annotation, molecular function: RNA polymerase II cis-regulatory region sequence-specific DNA binding; DNA-binding transcription factor activity, RNA polymerase II-specific; zinc ion binding. The coding region runs from base 78 to 2495 and encodes 805 amino acids. The transcript is spliced from 2 exons. The record is from RefSeq and is a predicted model, not a curated record.